AUGCUGGCUGAUCCGGAAUACGAGAUAAAGCCUCAAGCGGGAUGUACGAUCCUGGGCUCCGUGGUGCGCAUUGCAUAUUCUUCUAGGGUACUGAAAUGCUGUAGAUGUAGAACAUUGCAGUCCGGGCAUUCUACAAAUGCACCCAUCACUGAUGUCCUGACUGGUAUCUCGACAUUGCAUGUUGGGCAACCUCUACACAAGAUAUCUGGGACUGGGGGUACAGCUGAUCCUGUCAGAAAUCCCAAUUCUUCAUCUGUAGUGGGCAGGCUGGCCGAAGUCUCUCUCAGCUCUGGAUCGUGGAUAUGUCCCUCCGGAAUGGGGUGCUUGCAUUUCUUUGGCGCUUGCGCUCCUCUUGCAGAAAGGCUCUUUGUUUCUUUCGGCUCACAUUUCUGUGUUGUGUCCUGCGGAGUGGAGUAUUUAGAAGUGGUUAAUUCUAUAUGUGUGUUGUCAGUUGACGAAAGAAUAGCUUCCUGUGAUGGCACUAUUCACAUUUGGAAUGGACAAACCGGAAAACUUAUUACAACUUAUUCAGAAUCUUCAGUUAAUUUUUUACAUCACAUUGCGGCAACAACAUCUAAAGUGACUGUGAAGCAGAUGAAUGUGCUAACACCCUAUUCGCUUUCCGGCGGACUUUUGUCAAAUGCCUUCAGUGGAAACCUCUACACAUGCAUGCAUCACCUUGAGUCCAAUCAUAAGCUCAUCGCAGGCAUGGGAAACGGUUCAAUUAGGUACAUUGAUGUUCUUCAAGAUCGAAAGCUGCAUCUGUGGAAAACCGAGUCAGCUGAAUAUUCCUACUCAUCACUCGUGUCAGCUAUUUGUUCUUGUGGAUCUGAAAAGCUUUGCAGAGAAAGAGCUAUAGAUUCGCCAUCGUGGAUCGCAGCCGGCUUAAGCACGGGCUAUUGUAGGCUGCUUGAUGCAAGGAGUGGAAGCGUCAUUGCUUUUUGGCGAGCGCAUGAUGGUUAUAUCACUAAGUUGGGUGCUCUAGAGGACCAUUUGCUUUUGUCUAGCUCCCUUGAUAAAACUCUACGACUGUGGGACCUAAGAAGGAAUUUGGCUGCUCAAACCAACAUUUUUAGAGGCCAUCAGGACGGUAUCUCCAGCUUCUGUGCUUGGGGCCAGGAUGUAAUUUCUAUUUCAAGAAAUAAUAUUGCACUCACCUCUGUUUCUCGGUCCAUGGAGGAGGUUUUGCAGCAGAAAAUUUCACCACAGAAGCUUUACUCAGCUGAUCGGGGAGUAAGGAAUCCUUCAGCUCUGUCUGCCAUCAGUGUUCUUCCAUUCUCUCGGUUGUUUCUCGUUGGGACCGAAGAUGGCUUUUUGAAGGUCUGUUGCUGAGUUCUCUACUUCUUCUUCUUCUUUAUUUUGUAAAUUAAUUGAUAGUCACUAUAUAAUUUAGGAGCUUUUAUAUAGGUACCACCUCAUUACAUAUUGAACACUUGAAUCUUACUUUUUUACAUUUAUGCCACCGAAAUAUUUCA
Messenger RNA from Phalaenopsis equestris, 1475 nucleotides. Its product is annotated as protein GFS12-like. The transcript is spliced from 7 exons. Gene Ontology annotation, molecular function: protein binding. Bases 1 to 1332 code for a protein of 443 amino acids. The record is from RefSeq and is a predicted model, not a curated record. Lineage: Eukaryota; Viridiplantae; Streptophyta; Magnoliopsida; Asparagales; Orchidaceae.